Coniosporium apollinis CBS 100218 is the source of this 1344-nucleotide messenger RNA. RefSeq lists its product as uncharacterized. Gene Ontology annotation, biological process: regulation of intracellular pH. The record is from RefSeq and is a predicted model, not a curated record. Bases 1 to 1344 code for a protein of 447 amino acids. The transcript is spliced from 3 exons. Gene Ontology annotation, cellular component: vacuole; membrane. NCBI's taxonomy places the organism in Eukaryota, Fungi, Ascomycota, Dothideomycetes.
AUGUUCCCGAUGCCAGGCACCCCAGCUUCGUCGUGGGCUACCUACCAUGCGCGCCUCUGGUCCAUAUUCGAAGGCGCUGAUCCUCGUGUGUGUGCCGCGUUCUGGCUGUUUGGCCUUGUGAACAACGUCCUAUACGUGAUAAUCCUCUCCGCCGCCCUCGACCUCGUCGGUCCCUCCGUGCCCAAAGGCGCCGUCCUCCUCGCAGACGUCAUCCCAUCCUUCCUUACCAAGCUCACCGCGCCCUACUACAUCCACAAUGUCCCAUAUCCCGUACGCAUCCUCAUAUUUGUCGCGCUGUCCACAAGCGGCAUGCUUCUCGUCGCCCUCACACCUGCCUCACGCGACGGCAGCGCCAUUGCGUGGAAGAUGUUCGGCGUCGUUCUGGCAAGCCUGAGCAGCGGAGGCGGGGAACUAAGUUUUCUCGGCUUGACACACUACUAUGGCCAGUUCAGCCUUGCAGCCUGGGGGAGCGGGACGGGGGGCGCUGGGCUCAUUGGAGCUGGCGCGUAUGUGAUCGCGACAACCACGCUGGGCCUUAGCAGCCGCGACAGUCUAUUCGCAUUCUCGUUCCUGCCGGUCAUCAUGUUGAUCAGCUUCUUCGCGGUGCUGCCGAGAGCGCCGCUGAAGAUGGCGAAAGGAGGGUAUGAAGCUGUCGCCGCCGAUGAGGAACAUGAGGAUGAGCUGGAGGCGGAAGAUGAGGGCCUUCUCGAUGGCUCCAUGCACUCCACCUCCGGACGCAGCUUUAGGUCCAUCAGUCCCCAACACAAGCGGAAGACCACCACUUUACAGGAUCUGAAAGCAAAUUUAAAACGCGCGCGAGGACUUUUCUUCCCCUACAUGUUACCCCUGUUACUAGUCUACGUCGCCGAAUACACCAUCAACCAAGGCGUCGCCCCGACCCUCCUCUUCCCCCUCGACCACUCGCCUUUCGCGGCCUACCGCUCCUUCUACCCAACUUACAACGCCAUCUACCAACUCGGCGUCUUCCUCUCCCGCUCCAGCACGCCUUUCUUCCGCAUCCACGACCUCUACUUCCCUUCCUUCCUGCAGUGCCUCAACCUACUCUUGCUAACCCUACACGCCCUUUUCGACUUCAUCCCGAGCGUCUGGUUUGUGUUUGGGAUUGUGUUUUGGGAGGGCUUGCUGGGGGGUUUGGUCUAUGUGAACACGUUCGCGGAGAUCACGGACAACGUGAGAAGUGAGGAUAGAGAGUUUAGUCUGGGAGCUACGAGCGUGAGUGACUCGGGUGGGGUCUGCGUCGCCGGGUUUCUGGGCAUGGCGUUUGAGGUCUGGUUGUGCGAUUGGCAGGUCGCGCAUGGGAGGGAUUAUUGCAGGAGGUUGUAG